AUGGCCAAGAAAGUUGCAAGCGAGCCGGUUCUUUCAGGACUAACUAAUAACAAAGAGAACCACGAUUCUGCAAUAAUCGAUGAUGAGUAUGAUGAUAUCAACGACAAUGUCAGCAGAAGUGGGGGCAAUAGUCUUUACUCAUCGUCAAAUGCAAGUCAAUCACUGAUACCUACAACGCCAACAUUAACGAGGUCCGACUCUACGGCUUCGGUGCCUUUCUUGGACAUGUCCAAACUCAUGUUUGCCAAUGACUUUGAUUUUGGAUUCAACUUGAACGACGUCAGCGAUAAGACCAAGAAAAGAGUCAACAGCUUGAAAAAUAAGACCAAGGAGAGAUUGAGCAUCUACAAUAAAAGAGGCAACAUUGAACUUGAUAAAUUGCAAGAUGUCUUAAACCAAAGAUUACUCAAAUUUGACGAGCGGAUUCACCGCAACCUCACUAGCUCAUCAACAGAGAAGUUAUUCUAUGCCGUUAGUGUAUUCCUUAUAGCGUGUGCAGGGUUUGUGAUUGGCAAGUACCCCGAGUAUUUCCCUCAUUUCCACACCGCUAUUUUUGUUGUCCUUAUGCCGAUUAGAUUUUACACUUAUUUUAAGCAGUCCUUUCAGUUUUAUUUGGCGGACUUGUGCUACUAUGUCAACUUGUUGCUUAUGCUCUUUAUUUGGGUGUUUCCUCAAUCACCUACAUUAUUCGUUUCAGUGUUUUCGUUAUCGAUGGGUACAUUAUCGUGGGCCGUUAUCACCUGGAGAAACUCUUUGGUAUUGCAUUCAGUGGAAAAGACCACAUCGUCUUUUAUACACGUAAUGCCGCCUGUUACAAUGUUUGUUAUGGUUCAUGAACUUCCAACAGAAUAUAUAGAGAAGGUUUAUCCGGGAAUUGCUGCGAUAGAUAGUUGGAAUUUCAUAACAAGUUUGGUGAUAACAUCGAUGUAUUAUACCAUUUGGCAAGUUAGUUAUCACUAUUUCAUUACCAUAAAGAAGAAGGACGAAAUCGAGAAAGGUAAGGUGACUUCAUUUAGCUAUUUGAAAAAGAAAAACAGAUCAACGCCUCUAGGAAGAUUUGUCAAUGGCUUACCAUAUUUGUGGAUGCAGACUAUGGCAUUCACGCUUAUUCAGUUUGGAUACCAAUUGCUCACCAUGUUACCCUGUCCCAUUUGGUUCAAGUAUAAACAUGCAUGUGGCCUGUUUGUGUGCUUCAUUUUUAUAUGGGCCAGCUAUAACGGUGCUACUUGGUAUAUUGAUGUGUUUGGCAAAAGAUUGGAGAAAGAGGUUGCAAAGUUGAAAACUGAAGUUGGAAAGUUACAACAAGAGAAUGAAAAAUUGCAAUUCUCGCCUGUGAAUAGACCACAGAAUCCUACUGAUGAAAAUGAGGAUGUAAAAUUUGAGGAUUUAAACGGUGGAUUAAGAGAUCAGGGUCAAUCGAAAACAACGGCAACGGCAACGGCAACGGCAACAGCAAAUGCAAAUACAAAUGCAAAUACAAAGAUGCAACCAGAAACAGUUAAGCCUAUUCAUCCAACUACAGCUACUGGCAAGACAAUCACCGAACAAAAUCAUUGA
Messenger RNA from Lodderomyces elongisporus, 1557 nucleotides. RefSeq names its product glycerophosphocholine acyltransferase. NCBI's taxonomy places the organism in Eukaryota, Fungi, Ascomycota, Pichiomycetes, Serinales, Debaryomycetaceae. The transcript has a single exon. Gene Ontology annotation, biological process: phosphatidylcholine biosynthetic process. The record is from RefSeq and is a predicted model, not a curated record. Bases 1 to 1557 code for a protein of 518 amino acids.